Messenger RNA from Schizosaccharomyces cryophilus OY26, 486 nucleotides. RefSeq lists its product as uncharacterized. The coding region runs from base 322 to 486 and encodes 54 amino acids. NCBI's taxonomy places the organism in Eukaryota, Fungi, Ascomycota, Schizosaccharomycetes, Schizosaccharomycetales, Schizosaccharomycetaceae. The record is from RefSeq and is a predicted model, not a curated record. The transcript has a single exon.
AUGCUUUCUGUGGGGUUCACUUACAGUCUCGAGACUUGUCUUACAUAAAAGUUAAGCGCACUGGGAUUCCAUCUAAGCCCCACUGCUGUAUGCAAUACCGUUGUUUUGCCAUACAGAGCUAGCUCAUCAUGCGUUGCGCGGGAUGAUAGCCAGCUCUGGUACCACAGCUAGUUAUGCGAUUCGUUUGAAGCUCGGUACAUAUGUUUGCUGUUUCACAUCACGUCUGUUCUAAAAUUACAAAUAAUGAGCCACCCCCUUUUCACGUUGUUGAUACAUCUCUUGAGGAGCUUUUAAAUUACCAAUCGUAUACAUGUCAGUUUCAUGCUGUACGUUCGUUGGACCGGUAAGGUAACCUGCGGGGAUAGAAACAUCGUUGCUACGGACUUUGGAAAAUUAGGACAGCUCAUCGAUUUUGACUCACCAGAUGAUGAAGUCAUCACCACCAAAAAGAUGUUUACUCCUUCUAGCUCCGACCGUUAUGCCUGA